AUGCCCCGCGCGCUGCAUUGCUCCGUGGCGCCAGCGCCCGCGCCAGCCCGCUACACGCGCUGUGCCACCGCCCCCGGACAAGGCGUCUCCGCCGCCCCCGUCGCCGCCCCCGCCGCCUCUUCGCUGCACGCCGCCUCCACAGCGUUGCUGCUCGCCGGGCUCGCUUCUGCCGCUCUCGCGCUUCAUCUCACGCUGCGCUCCGGCACACGGCGCUACUUCCUGGACUGCUCGCUGGCGCAGGCGGCGGCCGCGCUUCUGGUAGGCGCGCGUGGCUGCUGCUGGCACGGGCUCGCCUCGGCGCACCGCACCUUCGUCACAGGUUACAUAGUGCUCAGCAUAUUCAGUUCACUGAAUGCUGUAUCACUGGGAGUGAUGCUGGUUCUUGACCUCCCUGCUGGCACUCCAUUUGCUGAUAUGGUUGGAGGUGUAGUGUGUGGCUUUGCAGUGUUGGCACUUUCCUUCGCAUUUAUUGGGGCAAUCAUAUCACAUUGCUGCCAAGUCACACCUCCUGACAACAGAGUUCAGCAUGCAGUCACUGGCUUCUCUGUCUGACUGCCUAGAUUAAUGUAAGAAAUGUCUGAAGCAAAGUGCAUAGAAAUUUGUAUGAGCCCUCUGUAGUCAAAAUAACAAAUUAUAUAGGUCAUGAGGCUAACUUUUAACUUUUUUUGGAAAAUACUCAGAGGCUGCAUACAUAUUUGCUAUGUACAGCUUUAUUUAUUCUUAUCCAGUUGUAUAAAUUAAAGAAUACAUCUCAAAUGUGCACAUUUUGCAUAGUGCAGCUGUUAAAAAUUGUUGUUGGGAACAUGAAUCAGCUGUGUUCUAGAGAAAACUAAUAACAUGAAAUAAAAUUCCUCUAAACUGAAAAACUGUUGUGCAGUUUUGAUAGGUAAUGUUUUACUCCUGUAUGUUUCAAUGAUGAAAUAAAGAACCUGACAGUUGUCAAAUUCAGACUUUUUCUGGUUUUAAAAUGCUUUCUAGUAAUCCCAGUUAUUUUACACCAUAGUAUGAGGUUGAUGCUCAUAGUAUUCUUGUGGACAAAUAUUAAACGCUCAGAAACUUCUCAAAUUCAAAAAUGAAAGUAUGCUUUCCAUCAGAUCUCAUCAGGCACUGCUUCUGUGGUCCUUGCAUCUGUCAUUCCAUAUGCUCUUCUUGUUCUUUCUGUGUUCUGAGUCAUUUAUUACUCAAACCUACUACCAUGUUUAAAAUACAUGUCAAUUUUACUGCAGACAAUUCAUCUACAUUCACCUUGAAAAUUAAACAUGAAUUUUACUACAUACAGAGACUUAAAUUUUACCAGGCUGAUAAGUUUGGAGACUUUGUGUCUGUACACUUCUUUAAAAUAUUUUUUUUACUUAUAUGCAAACUAGCCCUAUUUUCAUCUUCUCACCCCUUCAUACCACUAGUUUGACACAUUAUUUGUCACACUAACUUUAAUUUCAAGAGUCCCCUCCCCAUUUUCCCCUUUAGAGCAUCUACUGCAUUAUUUCCUGUAAUUACUGCAGCAAGUAGUUUCAGCCUUAACAUACAGUGGUUUGUAGAUGUGUAUUAUCUUAUAACCUGAACCAAAUAUCACCUAAAGGAAUUGCACACCAUCUGCUGUGAUGGUAUGUUCCAUAGUUUUUAUUAUCUAUGUGAUACAUACUGCUCACCAUAAGGUAAACACUUAUCAGUGUCAGAGUGUCUACUGUUGUUUAUAUUGUUUAAAAAAUCAAUUAAUUUAACCAUCAGUCUUCAGAAUUAUUUAAAAAUUUUAAAACUGUAAUACAACCCAAAUAUUAGGUACUCAGUGUAAAAUAUAAUAAAAUGUUAUUUAACCACUUUAAUUACCCCAAUGUAUCCAAAAUAUGUGAGUGCUCAAACAACUUAAUUUAUUUUCAUUGCAAGAAUUUAAUGACCUUUUUCUUGUAUUAAUACUCCAAACACAAAGUGACUGAUAUAGAAUGUUAUGCCAUUGUAAUUUUAGCCAUGAUUCACAUAAUCAAACUAAACAUGAAGUAUGUGAUGGUACAUACCAUUUGUAAUUAUAAUAUUCUCUUGAAAGCUUACAUAUUUCUGUGUGUUGUACCCUAAAUUAAUUAAUCAGUAUAACUGACAUGUCUCAAAGUUCAUUGAAAAUCAGUGACUGCAGUAUUUUUUGAAGCUAUAAAUGAAAUAAAAUUAUGAAAUUUUUCUUAAUUUAGUCCUUUCACAUUUACAUUUGCUGAUCCACUGCUAAAAGAACUCAUUUACUUGAAAAUAUUGAAUUUGUGGAGUUUGGUCAGAACAGAACAUGCUUCAAGAGACCAUUUUAUUUGAUUUUUAAUAAGGAAGACUUCAUAAAGUGAAACACUUCAUAAAGAGGAAAGCAAAAUUUUUUCUCUAUCUAAUUAAUGCCAAAUAUAUAUCUGCACCUUCAUUACAAGCCUGAAGAACAGGAAGAUAUCCUUUACUACAAGGGUAAGAGAUAAAGUUUUACAGAAAACCCAUGCCAUAAACUUUUCACUGAAUUGAAAUGUACAAUUCUUUUCAAUAUUUAUUAAAAUUCAUAUGUUCAUUCUCCAUAUUACACAUUUAUCUUAAAAAAGACAGUUAGUGUACACAUCCUUGGACAGGAGCUUCCUUCAGGGUGUAUAAUGUGUAAAAUAAUUAGAUGGAAAAGAUGAAAGACAAAUUACAGUAUAGUACAAAGAUUUAUUCCUUUGAUGAUUUAUUCACUGAUUCAGAAUGAAUUGAUUUAUGCUUAAUUUUAAUUUUUAAUUAUAAAGUAACUAUAAUUCAUUUAAAAUGACAAAAAAUUAUCUCUCCUUAAAUGACACUUUUAUUCAUUUGAAAAUUUGCUUUAAUCAGUUUUUUGCCCUUUGGCACAGACAGUUUUGAAAUGCAAGUACUUAACAUGUUAUACGUUUUUAUAUAGGAAAGUGUGCAGUCAUACACUAAUUAGAUCUUUUUGCUUUUGUUUAACAUAGCAGCAAUAAAUUUGUAAAAAUCACUUACAUUUUCAGUAUAUGCUUGCAGAUAUAAGGAAUCUUAUAGAUUUAGUUAUUGUGUUCCAGUUUACGGAAAUGAAAUGUAUCAAUAAAAUUACAGGGGCAGCAAAAAUGCCUAAUUUGUGGUGUAGAAUGGGACAAUAAUUUACAUCACAAAUCAGAGUAACUUUUUUGCUGGAAGUAUGUGUUUUGAGUUCCAUGUGAAAUGACGUGUGUGCCAAAUAUUUAGUUAUAAAUCACAUAUGCAGUGUGUCUGAUGUCCCAUGAAUUAUAAAGAAAGAGAGAUUUUAUGAUGGAUGUAAUGUAAUAAUAUACUUAUGUACUCAGUAACACUGAUUCUUCUACUACAUAUAUGUGAGAACUAGAUAUUUAUUGUAAAAUGUGAUAUGAUAGUUUUUGCUUGUUCUAAGUCACUGUUAAUAUGAAAGUUUAUGUAACAAUUAUAUAUUAGAAAACAUUUGAGUGAAAUAAAAUUAAACUCAGAUAAAACAA
Messenger RNA from Schistocerca cancellata (South American locust), 3458 nucleotides. RefSeq lists its product as uncharacterized. The record is from RefSeq and is a predicted model, not a curated record. NCBI's taxonomy places the organism in Eukaryota, Metazoa, Arthropoda, Insecta, Orthoptera, Acrididae. The transcript has 3 exons. Bases 1 to 552 code for a protein of 183 amino acids.